UGCCCUCUGCCCUCUCCAGACCAGCCCCGACCCCACAUCCCGAGCCACGCGGGCGACAUGGCGGCAGGGAAGAUGGACAACCUGGCCCUGGUGGUGCACGGACCCGGGGACCUGCGACUGGAAAACUAUCCGAUUCCUGAACCCGGCCCAAAUGAGGUGCUGCUGAAGAUGCACUCGGUUGGCAUAUGCGGCUCCGACGUACACUACUGGCAGCACGGCCGGAUUGCGGAUUUUGUCGUCAAGAAACCGAUGGUGUUGGGCCACGAAGCGUCGGGAACAGUCUUUAAAGUGGGAUCGUUAGUGAAGCAUCUCAAACCAGGUGACCGAGUUGCCAUCGAACCUGGGGCUCCCCGGGAAAUUGAUGAAUUCUGCAAAACAGGGAGAUAUAACCUGUCUCCCACCAUCUUCUUUUGUGCUACCCCGCCUGACGACGGGAACCUCUGCAGAUUUUACAAGCACAAUGCUGAUUUCUGUUACAGGCUACCUGACAAUGUCACCUUUGAAGAGGGGGCUCUAAUUGAGCCUCUGUCUGUGGGGAUUCAUGCCUGCCGGAGGGCUGGAGUCACUUUGGGAAGCAAGGUUUUAGUGUGUGGAGCAGGACCAAUUGGAUUAGUCACUUUGCUGGUAGCGAAAGCGAUGGGAGCCUCCCAAGUGGUGGUGACUGAUCUGUCCGCUCCACGCUUGGGAAAAGCCACGGAAUCCGGGGCCGAUUUCACCUUCCAGAUCAGCCGUGAGACUCCUCAGGAAAUUGCCGGCAAGGUGGAGGGCUUGCUUGGUUGUAAGCCUGAAAUCACCAUUGAGUGCACAGGGGCAGAAUCCGCCAUCCAAGCUGGCAUCUACGCCACUCGUUCUGGGGGGACGCUGGUUCUGGUUGGGCUGGGCAGUGAGAUGGCCACCGUCCCCCUGGUGAAUGCGGCGGUGAGAGAGGUGGACAUCAGAGGCGUGUUUAGAUACUGUAACACGUGGCCCGUGGCGAUCGCCAUGCUUGCUUCCAAGUCAGUGAACGUCAAGCCCUUAGUCACCCACCGCUUCCCUCUGGAGAAGGCUCUGGAGGCCUUCGAGACAACCAGGAAGGGGCUCGGGGUGAAAGUCAUGCUCAAGUGUGACCCCACUGACCAGAAGCCUUGACGUGACCGGGGGCCCCGCCCUCCGCUCCCGCCUCUUCCCAUCUGACCCUAAUGGUCAGAGCGUUGGCUCGGGGCGGUGUCGGUUCUGAGUGAUUUAUUUGGAAUACCUGAGCAAAUAGCGACAACGAAUGUUUUCAAGCAGGGAGCCUUAGACUGAGAGUGGUGAGUGCUUU
Molecule: messenger RNA, 1300 nt
Organism: Tachyglossus aculeatus (Australian echidna)
Lineage: Eukaryota; Metazoa; Chordata; Mammalia; Monotremata; Tachyglossidae
Gene: SORD
Product: sorbitol dehydrogenase
Exons: 9
Coding region: 58-1128 (356 amino acids)
Biological process (GO): D-sorbitol catabolic process
Molecular function (GO): zinc ion binding; L-iditol 2-dehydrogenase (NAD+) activity
Source: RefSeq, a predicted model, not a curated record